Molecule: messenger RNA, 1208 nt
Organism: Prunus dulcis (almond)
Lineage: Eukaryota; Viridiplantae; Streptophyta; Magnoliopsida; Rosales; Rosaceae
Product: fruit protein pKIWI501-like
Exons: 2
Coding region: 385-876 (163 amino acids)
Source: RefSeq, a predicted model, not a curated record
UCAUUCAUUGUCUAUAAAGCUAUUUCUAUUACAAAAUAUACUUUAAAAUCUGAAGGAAAAAAAAAAACGCCAAACCAAAAACAUUUACAACUAGACAAGUUAAUGUCCUUUAAUUUGUGUCAGGGACCAUGAGGUGUCAAAUUGCUAAAAGAUUCUUCAAGUGCUCUCUUCUCCUUUUCUUUUUAUUUUAUUUUUUUUUAUCUUUAUAAGAUUUAGGCAUUGAGGCACUCACAUAUCUAUCUAUAUAUAGCUCUCACACUGAUCAUUUCUCUCACUCACUAGCAAUUAAGCACUCUUUACUCACCCCUCCCUCCCAUAUCUUGAUUCUUCAAGCGUUCUAUUUUCCCAGUUUCUGUUCAAUUUUCAUCACCUUUUGCUAAAGCAAUGGCCACUGUUGAGGUUGCACCAGCAGCAACGUUGCAAGAAAAUGAGGCAAAGACGGUUGAGGUGAUCAAGACUGAAGAGAAAACCCCGGAAGAGCCUGUGGCUGCCGCACCAGCUGCUGUCCCUGAGUCUGAGGCUGCAACCACCGAAGAGCCAAAGGAAACCACACCAGUAGAAGCAGAAGCAGAGGCAGAGGCACCUGCUGCUCCUGAAGCUGAAGCUCCAGUUCCAGCUGAAGUUGAGACCAAGGAGGUGGCAGAGGAAACCAAGGCUGCUGAGGCUGAGGCAGAGGAGCCAGCAGCAACAGAAACAGAGAAAACAGAGGCAGAAGAGCCCAAAGAGGUCACAGCAGCGGAGCCUGUUGCUGCUGUUGCUGAGGAGACCAAAGAAGAGACCACUGAAAGUGCUGAGACACCAGCAGCUCCUCCUGUAGAGGAAGAGAAACCAGAGGAAACUACCACAGAUGUUCCGGUCGAGAAGACUGAGGAGUAGAAGAUUUAUGACAUCAUCAUCAUCAUCAUCAUCAUCAUCAGAGAAGUUUGUUUGUGGGGGUUAUUUUCUAGGUUGCAUGUCCAAUUUGGUCAGCUUCUUAGCUACAUUUAUAUUUUGGUUUUUAGUUUAUAAUGGAGGUAAGGUGUUAAAUUAGUGGGGUUUGGCAUUUGGAAUCUACCCUUAUUUUAAGCUUUCUAUCAUAUAUGUUCAAGACGAUGGCAUGCAUGGUGUUGGAUUGAAGUAAGUGGAAUUGGUGUGAAGAAGAGAUGUGAUUUCUGUUAGUUUUGAAUAAUAUUUAUUUAUGCACUUAUAAUAUUCUUGUUUGUUUUGCU